UCGUCUGUUUCGUUUGUGCCCGGUCUCACUUUCCCCGCCUCUGCCUACUCCAUUCCUGGCGCUAUGCUGCCUUCUUCCGAAUGGAACCCAGGCAUGCUCUUCGGCUGGAGAUGGCGGGAUCGGUUUUACAACGACUCCCCGAUGGAAAUGGCAUCACAGAUCGGCCUGCUCAACGGGGAGCCUAUCCUGUACGCCAAUUCUCCGGAAGUUGCCAAGCAACUAUUGGGAAAUAAGGCCCCUUUUGAUAAACUCAAGGAAAGCGUGCAGAGUCUCAGUCCCUUCGGUCCAAAUGUGUUCGCGACCAUGAGCGCUGAAUGGCCUCGUCACCAAACAGCCAUGUCUCCUGGUUUCAAUGGACGCCUAUACUCUUCUGUAUGGACGGAAACGAAGAAAACUUACUAUGACUUCCUUACUACUGAGAAGUGGGAGAACGAGCGGGAAUUCAUAAUGCCUGAUGUGACAGCGGUUACUUCAAAGUUCGCCCUGUAUCUCAUCGCAAAAUGCGGAUUCGGUAUUGAUCUAUCUUGGAAUGAAGACGUUGGCGAGCGGAUCAGAGGCAUGUCGCUCCCAGAGUGCUUUGAGAUCACCAGUAGUUCGGUGCUUAUCUUGUCCUUCCUGUCCCAUUGGACAUACAGUUUACCAAUCCCCGCCCUACGCCGCCUCUACAAUGCUAGCAAUAUCCUAGAGACGAUAUUUAAAGGGAUUAUCGACAAGCGUCGAGUAGAAGGAUUCGGUAAUACUAGCGAGGAUAAAGACAUCUUCAGUCUUCUCUUGGCCGCAAACGAAUUGGAAAAGGGCAGCAAAGGCGCACUUUCCGAUCGCGAGCUCGUUAGCAACGUGUUCCUCUUGCUGUUGGCUGGUCAUGGUUCGUCUACUCUCCUCAACGUGUUCCUCUUGCUGUUGGCUGGUCAUGAAACCACGAGCAAAUCGCUGGCAGCCACAUUGGGUGAGCUCGCUUGUAACCCGGAGGUGCAGCAACACGCAUAUGAUGAGAUCAUGUCCGUCAUCAAAGAAGGCAGCGAUCCUACCUUGGAUGAUUUCGAGAAGUUACCGUUCGUGCAAGGCUGUUUCCAGGAAGCUCUGCGGAUGUAUCCUACCGCGCACGUACUCAUGCGUCGACCAGUCGAAGAUACAGUUCUCCAGGUCCCGAGCCGACAGGGUGGGGUUGUGCCACUCAGUGUGCCCUCGGGACAGGUCGUUGCACUGGACUUUUUUGGUAUUGGCUACAACGCUCGGGUGUACAAGGAUCCGAAGUCGUUCAAUCCUGCCCGUUGGCUCGAUCCUGCUACGGAACCGUUGCUGAACUUCUCAUACGGACCCCGAGUAUGCAUUGGGAAGAAGUUCGCCGUAGUGGAGGUCACAGGUGUCCUGGCAUUGCUUCUCCGCGACUACAAAGUUGAGCCGAUUUUGAAAGACGGGCAGACGAUUGCAGACUGGCAUGCAGCUUGGGUGGAGAACGUCGAGGCGGUUAUUGGGUUUGGACACAAGCGUUUCCCGCUGAAGUUCACGCGUCGUUCAGUUCGGGCAUAG
This is a messenger RNA of Dacryopinax primogenitus, 1530 nucleotides long. RefSeq names its product cytochrome P450. The transcript is spliced from 7 exons. The record is from RefSeq and is a predicted model, not a curated record. Gene Ontology annotation, molecular function: heme binding; monooxygenase activity; iron ion binding. The annotation marks the transcript as partial. NCBI's taxonomy places the organism in Eukaryota, Fungi, Basidiomycota, Dacrymycetes, Dacrymycetales, Dacrymycetaceae.